Messenger RNA from Cyclocybe aegerita, 1101 nucleotides. The record is from the annotation of a GenBank genome assembly. Lineage: Eukaryota; Fungi; Basidiomycota; Agaricomycetes; Agaricales; Hemipholiotaceae.
AUGUCGGCGACCGCCACAGAAACCGCACCGCCUGCUGAGCAGCAGCAGCAUGCUCCAGAGAUCACCAUCCUCACACGCGUCGCGUCGAUCCCAGUGAUCGCCUCGUCGCUGGGAUCCCUCAACGACAAGUUAUCGACCAACGCAUACACCCGCUCUUCAUACAACCACGCCAAAGAGCUUUCUACGAGCGCCUACAAGCUUACGGAGCCCCUCCAGAUCAAGCUUGCCCCACUUAUCGUCCGCGCUGACAGCAUUGCCAACAAGGCCGUUGAUGCAGUCGAGACGCGCUACCCUUACCCAUUCAGGGCCCAGCCGGAGGAAGUCGCUACCUACGUCCGCGAGCGCAAGGACAGCACCGUGGGCUUGAUCCAGGAGCGAGUCACCGGGGUCAACAAGGCCAUCGAUGAUAGGGUCAAGACUCCUGCUCUCAAUGUUGUCCACGAUAUCGAUCAGCGUUUCACCCCCCUUGUCGACUACUUCGAGUCUGCCGUCUCCAAGUUGAACCCAUCCGAGGCCGGACCUUCUUCUCCUCCCGAUGCGAAGUAUCAGUAUCAGCGCGCUAUGGCCCUGUCCAAGACCCUGGGCGACAACCUUUACGUCUACUCCAACGAGCAAUUGAAACACCUGCAGGCCCAAUCAGUCCUCGCUCAGAAGGCCUCUGAGACCGCACAGUCUAUUUCCACAGUUGCCUCUUCAUCCCUAGCCUCUGCUCAGGCCCGGAUUCACACACUGUCAGACACCAUGCUCGCAGAACUCCAGAAACUCCAGACUUCUACCUCUUCCUUCGCCGCCUCCCUCCAAACGACUUUCACUGAAUCGACGUCGCAGCUCCAAGCCCAGAUCCCCCAGAUCCAACAGUCCUUCGCCGAUGUCACCGCCGCCCUCUCAGCUACGGUUCAUGACCUCACUGAGAUCGUCAAGACGAAGGACCUGCCUCUCCAGGAGAAGGUUACCCGCGUCGGGCAGGAAGUCCGCGACCGCGUGCACCCGUUGCUGGAGACGCUGAAGAAAGGCGUCUCCGAGGUCCUGGCGCGCUCAAAGGUUGAUAGCGAGCCUCCAAAGACGGAAGGAAACGGUAACCCUGCGCCAGAGUCGACGUAA